Messenger RNA from Sitodiplosis mosellana (orange wheat blossom midge), 2009 nucleotides. RefSeq lists its product as uncharacterized. Gene Ontology annotation, molecular function: protein binding. The record is from RefSeq and is a predicted model, not a curated record. Bases 691 to 1752 code for a protein of 353 amino acids. The transcript has a single exon. NCBI's taxonomy places the organism in Eukaryota, Metazoa, Arthropoda, Insecta, Diptera, Cecidomyiidae.
UAUAAAAAUUGUAACAGUCUUGCACUCUUUUCCGGCCAAACCUUUAACAAAACCCACAUUAUAUUCAGCCAGAGCUUGGCGGUGUUUAAUAAAAUAAAAUAAAAAUAAAAAACGGUCAUGAUGAACUCGUUAUUCCGAACAAACCGGUGGAAAUUUAAAAAAAUAAUAGGAAAUGAUUGAAAACCAAAGUGAUUUGAGCUUUUACGUCAAGUGCGUACUUUAUUUAAAUAUCGAUACACGCAAAUGACAGUUGAUUUUGACAUAGCUUCUUAUAUUCACGAAUCGUAUUUACGUCGGCAAAAAAGCACGGCAACUACUAAGAAACUCGGUAUUCAAAUAAUAAUUGAAAGUCAAUUGAAUUCCGCCAAAACAUGGGAAAGUGAUGGUGAUUUGUGUCUGUAUCAAUUUAUGAGAAAAUGUGUUUAUAUAAAUGGCAUUUGAAUUUUUUGGAAUGCGUGAAUCACACGAGUCAUUAAUAAAAGCAACUGUAAAUGUUUUAUAUAUCAUAUGUUCUUGUUAUAAAAAUAGGGAUUCUUUGCGUGUGUGAAAGCCUGUCCAAUGUUGUUGCACUUCAUUGUAUUCAGCAGACGCAAGGAAUGACAUCAUUCAUUCGUUUUGUUUCAUUUAAGGAGUGUUUAGUAUCUGUUCCAAAGCGAAAUAUGUUGUGCGGAAUUAUGAAGCCGGCUCGACAUGGCUUCCAUGAAUCUUGAUUGUUUGGAAACAGUUUUUCGUUUUAAAGUGAACAUUGAUAGCCUCGAAGCAGGUGAAAUAUUGUCUCCAGAAAUCAAACUAAGCAAAUUAUCUUGGAAAAUUAAAUUGUGUAAACAAAUGAGUGAUGACGUCAAUUUCCUCGGGAUUUUCUUAGUGUGUGAGCCACCAUCCGAUAUUGGCAUUGCAAAAUGGUUAUGUAAUGUGCGUGUCGUUUUUAAGCUGCUAUCAUUUGCAUCAACCGAAAAAGAGAUUAUCAGACUAUUUUCAAAGAAGGAGUUCAAUCAAGAGUGUCUAUCGCAUGGUGUUGGUGAAUUUUGUUUGUGGAAUGAUUUGUUAGAGUCAAAAAAUCAAUAUGUACGCGACAACGAAGCAACAUUUGAAGUGGAAAUACUGACAAAUCCAUUGAAUUGUAUCAAAAUGAUGGAAAUAGAACAAAUGUCCGUGAAACUUCGCGUCGUUGUGGAAAAUGUCAGUAAAUUGGGCAACACAUAUUCACCAGAAGUGAUUGUACGCGGUAUUCGAUGGAGAAUCCAAACGAGAAAAGAAGAUGAACAUUUUGCCGUUUAUUUAUGGGCGAUUGAAGAGGAUAUGGAUAUGAAUUGGUGUUGGGAAGUUGAAUACUCAUUUAAAUUACUUUCGUUCAACAGCAAAAUCGAACCAGUCGAUUGUAAAACUACAUCAGAUGUGUUUCGCUGGGGCACACCAUCAUGGGGAUAUGGCAAGCUAAUAAAAUGGUCGGAAUUCAUGGAUCCCAAGAAAAGAUUCGUUCGUAAUGAUACGGCCAUCAUUGAGGUCAAAUUCGCUGUCAAAUCACCGAAACCAUUGUGGGAAUGCGAAAAGAAUCCGCCAAAAAUUGCAUCCGCACUGGAGUGCUCGAUUUGCUUUGAAAAAUUCUGCGGCAGAGAAAUAUUGGCCACGAAAUGUGGCCAUUUAUUUUGCGGUGAUUGUAUUUAUAGAUCGAUUGAAGACCGGCAAAAGUGUCCGAUGUGUAAUGCCACCGCUGUUGUUCAAGACCUUCGGCCUAUUUUCUUCUCGUGGUAGAUCAACACACAUCAACCAAUGAACGGCGCAGUGAGCAUCGAAUUGAAUUCGUGAUAUCAGUGGGUUUAAGAUUAUGAAAAAUAUAAAAAAAUACCUUCUACCUCAUUUGAAUUAUGAAGAUUUUAUAUCUAAUGAUUAUUUUUCUAGAAUUUACAUUUUUAUCAUACAAAUUGAACAAAAUAACAAAAACUAUUAUUUUUGAACCAAAGAAGUAAACAAGAGAAAUUAAACUGUGAAAUAUAAAUUAAAUGGAAAAA